Molecule: messenger RNA, 360 nt
Organism: Acaulospora morrowiae
Lineage: Eukaryota; Fungi; Glomeromycota; Glomeromycetes; Diversisporales; Acaulosporaceae
Source: the annotation of a GenBank genome assembly
AUGUUAUUAAGUAAAGUUCCAAGGAAUAGAUUCUUCUCAGUACUGAGCAAUCAAAACAUUUCUAGAGUACCGUCACUGAUUAGAAUUCCUUUAGCAACCGACUUUUCUGAUCCAGAUGCCUUUGACAGAAGAUUACCUGUUAGACCGCGUCACUUGGAUAACACGAAAAAAUCAAAAGAGUUCGGUUUUUUGUUAACUGGCGGCGCGAUAUUGGCGGAUCAUGAUAAAGGUGAAAUGAUUGGUAGUAUGAUGGUAUUUGAAGCAGAAUCCGAAGAACAGGUUAGGGAAGCGGUUGAACAAGACCCAUAUGUCAUUGAAAAAGUGUGGGAAAGAUACGAGAUCAUUCCAAUUAAAAUGUAA